AAAAUUAAGCACAUCUGAUCUCUCUCCUCUCCUGAUGGGGCUGGCUGUGGCUGGCUGGCUGGUUCUAUUGGCCUAGUUGUCCCCCGCCUGUCAUCCCCAAUCCCUCUCUCCUCGUACAACCACUCCGACUGACCACAAACAAUUAACAAUGUACAAUCCAACAUAAAGCCAACUCAUGAAAAGCCAUCCCCCCCUUUCUCUUCGUUUCGUUUCUUUUCUUUUCUCGCUGCCACUCUGAUCUUCUCUCUACCCCCCUCAGCUCACCGUAUCUUCCAACCAGUUCCUGCCAAAAUCCAACAAUUUCAUAUUCAUCUCUAUUUGAAUCAUUCAUUCCAAUAUAUAUAUUAUAUAUAAAUAUUUCUUCCGGCGGGUCCUUCCUUGUUCAUUAUAUCAAUUUAUAUAUAUAUAUUCAGAAACAGAUGAAUUAAUGAUGCAAUCCCACCGGCUUCCGAAGCUUGGCUUCUCUCUUCAUCAGGGGUUGAAUAUAUCGUCAGGGCUUUGCCAGUUCCAUCUGGGUUACGAUUAAUUGGGCGGAUUAUCCUCCUGAUGGAUUUCAUAUGAAAGGCUCGAGAGGUUGUCGUCGUUGAUGGGGUCGAAGUCCAACAGAAGCUGGAAAUUCAUCUUGGUAAUGCUCUCUAUAUGUUUCUCCAGAUUUGCAAAAGCCGCAACGAUGAAAUACAAUGGCCGCGAUUCUGCUUCGUUAGAUGAUUUUCUCCAGAACUAUUCCUCGGAGAAGUUUCCGACGCCUCGAACCGGCGUUCAGUACGUCGUCUCUCUCCCAGCCAAUUUCACCGGCAUGGGAGCUUCCUUCGUUCGAGUCAGAGCCAAGACUUUCUGGGAAAGAGGAUUCAAUUCCAGCUCCUUCCACAUCCCGCCGGGCAUUCUGCCAUUGCCCUUCGCCAAGAGAUUCGAUCUAGUGUUUCAAAACUUAGGCAAAUUAUCGUCGCGUUACUACAAUCUCCCAAACUUCACGUUGAUCACUCCCGUUCUGGGCCUCGUGGUUUACGAUCGGACCCAUUUGAGCCAAAGAGGAACAAGUAGUCUCGGUUUCUCCGUCAAGGGGAACCCCAUUCUGGUCCAUUUCCCUCGAAUUUCUCCGCCGGAAGAUCGAAAUUUGACUAUGCAAUGUGUCAGAUUUGGCGCGGACGAAACGGUCGAGCUCGGCAACGUGACGGCGGCCAACGGGUGCGUGGCCAGGGCCCACGGCCAUUUCGCCAUAGUGGUGCCGUCGCCGUCGCCGUCGCCGUCGCCGCCGCGCACGGCGGAGGAGAGGCUGUUGAAAUGGUGGGUGGUGGCAUUCCUAGCCGGGUUUCUUGGGCUGGUGGUGCUGCUUCUAGUUGCGGCGGCGACGUGCAAGUUUGUGAAGAGGAAGAAGAUCGGGAAGAUGGAGAGGGAGUCUGAGAUAAGCGAGGCCUUGGGGACGAUGUGGAUUGGACGGAGUAAAAUGCCGUCGGCGACCGGGAUGAGGACUCAGCCAGCACUUGAGGAUGACUACGUGCCUUAGACACUUGCCCUCCCUCCACCCUAUCUCUUUUUGUUCAAUAUGUUCAUUUUUUCACGGCCGCUUUGGCCGGUGGCCAGGUUUAGGCAGGGGUGGGGAAGUGAGCUAAUUGAUUAUAUGAAUUCUAUAUUUUGACAUAAUCAUUUUAUUUUUUAUUUUUUGUACUAGUAAAUAGACGUUUUGUAUUUAGUUCAGUUCAAUGGAGAUUGGUUCAAUAGAUAUGCUAAUUGAUCGUCACU
This is a messenger RNA of Diospyros lotus (date-plum), 1740 nucleotides long. RefSeq lists its product as uncharacterized. Lineage: Eukaryota; Viridiplantae; Streptophyta; Magnoliopsida; Ericales; Ebenaceae. Gene Ontology annotation, cellular component: membrane. Bases 587 to 1504 code for a protein of 305 amino acids. The record is from RefSeq and is a predicted model, not a curated record. The transcript has a single exon.